CGGAGCUGCCGUGAUUUCGGGCGGCGCUGCCUGGCGGAGGCGGGCGGAGGCGAGGCGGCAAGAGAAGGGAGGGGACGAAAAGUUUUGCUGGGACCGCGGCGGGCUCGCCCUUUCGCUCGGCUGCGCGGGGACCACGAGCUGCCAGCCGGGAGGGGACGGAGGCCCAUGCGCGGCCAGGGACUCUCCGGCAGCAGCAGCAGCAGCAGCAGCGCCGUCUAAGAGCCGACGGAGGGCCCCGCGGGCGGCGCGCACCGCAGAGCGCCGGAGAAGCAGGGCUAGCCACCGCGCCGUCCGCUCUGCCAAUGGGCGCCGGGAAGGAGGCUCGGCGGCUUCACCGCAACGGCGGCCCCGCGACGGCGCGCUCCUCCGGCCACCGCCUCGACGUCGCCUCCUGCCGCCGCCUGUCGCUGCUCCUGGCCGUCGCCGCCGCGCUCCUUGGCGGGGCUCAGGCCUCCAAACGGCUGGGGGAGACCUUGUUCCCAGAUGACACAGAAUCGGAGGCGGUGGUGCGCCAGCACUGGAGGAGAUACGCGGAGCUUUCCGACGAUGAAGAUCUGCUAGCAGACGAGGCAUCUGGAGAUGAGUAUGGAAGCGGCGAGAACGGCAGCGGGAUGGUCUCCCCAGACACGCUUCUCACCACCAUCAGUCCCCUCUUCCCCACAGACCUUCCACCUCCUCCUGCUGUGGGGCUCCCUCCCCCUGCAAGCAUGACUGUCUCCGAGACACCAGAUGAUGACUCUCUGCUCAUCUAUUUCCGGGCCCUGGUGAAUUUCACAAAGUCCAUUGACUACAGCUCGCAUCUAGACGAUGUCAACUCAGAGGAGUUCCAGGACAUCUCCAAAGCUGUGGUGGACACGCUGGAGUCUGAAUACUACAAGAUCCCUGGUGAGCAGGUGGUCAGUGUGGUCUUCAUCAAGGAGAUCGACGACUACAUCUUUGUGGAGCUGGACGUGGGCUCUGAGGGGAACCUGGACGAAAAUCAGAUCCGUGAGGUGCUUUUCUCAGUCAUCGAGAGCGGCUCCAUCGCCUCCUACGUCACCUCCACGUGGGGAUUCCAGUUCCGGCGCUUGGGAGCAGCCCAAACUCCACCUCCCCCCAUUGCAAUGGAGUCACCAGUCACCCCAGUUGUGCGUGCCUGCACCGCCGAGGAGUUCAAGUGCCGUAGCGGGGAAUGCAUCACCAGGGAGUUCCUUUGUGACCGGCGACCAGAUUGCCGUGACAUAUCAGACGAGCUGGACUGCGCUGAGCCAACUCCCCCCGAGUGUGCUGAAGAGGAGUUUGCCUGUGACAGCGGAGAAUGCAUCCACCUGGAGGGCCACUGCGACGGACACCCCGACUGCGGGGACGCCUCCGACGAGGAUGGCUGCGAUAUUACAACUCCUCGGCCACCAGUCACCUCUGCACGGCCAGGCACCACCCGGAUCCCCGCCACCACGCCACCGGUGACCACCCGCCGAGUCCCGGUCACAUCUCCUCCUCGGGUCGUCUCCAUCAAGCCUUCGCUGUCCCCGGAGCUGCGCCCGUGCCGGAGGGAUGAGGCCGUCUGCUCCAACAAGCAGUGCAUUCCUCGGGACUACAUCUGCGACGGUGAGAGGGAUUGCCACGAUGGAAGUGACGAGCUCAACUGCGGCACCCCCAGCCCCUGUGAGCCCAAUGAGUUCAAGUGCCGGAACGGGCACUGCGCCCUCAAACUCUGGCGGUGUGAUGGCGACAACGAUUGUACGGAUGGUUCGGACGAGCUGAAUUGCCCCACAAAGGGCCCCGGGGACACGUGUGCCCCCGACCAGUUCAUCUGCGUGUCUAGCCGCACUUGCAUCCCAGCAAGCUACCAGUGCGAUGACGAGGCGGAUUGUGAGGAUCGCUCGGACGAGAUUGGCUGCACCCCUCCGCAGGUCAUCACGCCCCCAGAGGAGUCCAUCCAGGCCACCACUGGGGAGACAGUCCGGUUCACCUGUGUGGCUGUCGGCGUGCCCACCCCCAUCAUCACGUGGAGGCUCAAUUGGGGCCACAUCCCAAGCAGCCGCAGGGUGUCCAUCACUAGCGAGAAUGGACGCGGGACGCUCAUCAUCCAGGGCGUGAAGGAGGCCGACCAGGGAGCCUACACCUGUGAGGCCAUCAACGCCCGCGGGAUGGUGUUCGGGAUCCCUGACGGCGUGUUGAGCCUCACUCCUGGCCAAGGGCCUUGCCCCGAAGGACACUUCCACAUUGAGAGGCCCUCCAAGUGCCUGCCUUGCUUCUGCUUCGGGGUUACCAAAGCUUGCCGCAGCACCAGCCGCCACCGCCACCAGAUCCACCUGCGUUUCGACACACCCAAUGACUACAAAGGUGUGAAUGUGACGACGCCCUCCCAGCCUGGCACCCUACCCCUCUCCUCAACGCAGCUGCAGAUCGACCCCGGCUUGCAGGAGUUCCAGCUGGUGGACCUCUUUCGGCGCUUCCUGGCCCACGACUCUUUCUGGACACUCCCCAGACAGUUCCUGGGGAACAAGGUGGAUUCCUACGGUGGCUACCUCCGCUUCAAGGUGCACUACGGGCUGGCUCGGGGCCAGUCAGAGCCUGUGCAGAAGCCCAACGUUGUCAUUGUGGGCAACGGGCAGAAACUCCUGUACCGGGUGCAGGUGCCCACCCAGGCCUCGGUGGUGAACCAGCGACAGAUCCAUUUCAUUGAGGAGAACUGGGAGAAGGAGUCAGGGGCCCCCGUGAGCCGUGACGAGCUGCUGCUGACUCUGCAGAACCUGGAAGCCGUCAGGAUCCAGACGGUCUACGACAACCGGAUGGCCAGCGUGGGGCUGAGCGACAUCGUCAUGGACACCACCACCACAGAGGCCACUGGCCUGGGCGUGGCGCAGAGCGUCGAGGAGUGCAGGUGCCCCGUUGGAUACUCCGGUCUCUCCUGCGAGCAGUGCGAUGCCCAUUUCAAGCGGGUGCCCGGCGGCCCCAACCUGGGCACCUGUUCUGGCUGCAACUGCAAUGGCCACUCCAGCUCCUGCGACCCAUUUUCCGGCUACUGCCUGAACUGCCAGCACAACACAGAGGGGCCACAGUGCAACAAAUGCAAGCCAGGUUUCUUUGGGGACGCUGCCAAGGGCACCCCCACCGCAUGCCGCCCCUGCCCUUGCCCUUACACCGAAGCCCCCCGCAGGUUUUCCAAAUCCUGCUUCUUGGACACAGACGGGCAAGCCACCUGCGAUGCCUGUGCUCCCGGCUACACAGGACGCCGCUGUGAAAGGUGUGCUCCUGGCUAUGAAGGCAACCCCAUCCAGCCAGACGGGAGGUGUGUCAAGACUGGGCAGCCGAUUGUCCCUUGUGAUAAGCGAGGGAGCAGAGAGGUGUCAGACGGCACAUGCCAGUGCAAGCCCAAUGUCAUGGGACAUUCGUGCAAUGAAUGCGCCAUGGGAACUUUCCACCUAAGCCACAGGAAUCCUGACGGCUGCCUCCGCUGCUUCUGCAUGGGAGUCUCACACCAGUGCGCCAGCUCCUCCUGGAGCAGGGACCAGGUGCGGGUAGGGUCUGAGGAUGCCGAGAGGGCACAAUUCAGCCUCUCCAAUGCAGCCAGCAGCCGAACGGUCAGCGAGGGCAUCCGCUUCACUGGUGCAUCGGAACUCACUUUCUCCUCCUUCCCCACUCUUCCCCACGACGUGUACUACUGGGUGCUGGCAGAGCGCUUCAAGGGAGACAAGGUGACCUCGUACGGGGGAGAGUUGCGCUACACCAUCACCCACGACACCUUCCCGGGCGCCCCGCUGCUGCGUGGCCAACCUGAUGUCCUGCUGCAGGGGAAUGGGAUAUUCCUGGAGCACGUUGCUGAGACAGCCCCUCUGCCCGGGGCACCCACUGCUUUCACAGUGCCCUUCCGGGAGCAAGCUUGGCGCCGUGCCGACGGGCAGAAAGCCACGCGGGAGCACUUCCUGAUGGCCCUGGCUGACAUCGACGUCUUCAUGAUCCGAGCCUCCUAUUCUGAGCGGCCGGCGGAGAGCAGGAUCUCUGGCAUCCACAUGGACGUGGCUGUGCCACAUCCCACGGGGCUGGACCCAGCCUUGGAAGUUGAGGAGUGCACCUGCCCACCAGGAUACCGCGGGCCUUCUUGCCAGGAUUGUGACAUUGGCUACACACGCACCACCAGUGGCCUCUACCUGGGGACCUGUGAGCCCUGCGCCUGCAGCGGCCACGCAGCUGAGUGUGACACUGAGACGGGAGACUGCCAGGACUGCCGGCACAACACGGAAGGGCUUCGGUGUGAGCGCUGCCAGCCGGGAUUCUUCGGCGAUGCCCGGCGCGGGACCCCCGGAGACUGCCAGCCAUGCCCCUGUCAUGGGCCAUACUUUGCCAGCCAACCCUCCAAGACCUGCUUCGUAGACACAGAUGGGCAGCCCACCUGCGACUCCUGCGCUCUGGGCUACAUCGGGCGCCAGUGUGAAAGGUGUGCGCCAGGCUACGUGGGCAGCCCCAGCCGGGGCCAACCCUGCACAGAUCCGGACACCAGGUGCCACUGCGACCCACACGGAAGCAUCAGCAGCCAGUGUGAUGCCAGCGGGCAGUGCCGGUGUAAGGCCCACGCGGAGGGACCCUCCUGUAGCAGCUGCCGCCCACACCACUUCCAUCUGAGUGGGGAGAAUCGGGAGGGCUGCCUGCCCUGCUUCUGUAUGGGCGUCACCCAGCAAUGCACCAGCUCCUCCUACUAUCGGGACCUGGUCACCAGCCCCUUCCUUCCCGGAAGCUCCCAGGGCUUCUCACUGGUCAACCGCCAGCACACCACCCGCAUCCAGACCGGCUUCACAGUGGAGAUGUCCCCUGAGGGCCCCCAGCUGUCCUACGGCCACUUUGGACAGCUGGGGCAGGAAGCCUACCAUUGGCAGCUACCCGAGACCUACCUGGGGGAUAAGCGACCGUCACCACUUCCUGUGGCAGGGAGUUCCGUAGGUACUAUCAGGCAGAAGGAGACUUACUUUGCCCGGAUGCGCCGUGCCCACAAGCACAACUCCACGUCCCUCACAGAGGAGCAGCUGAGAAAGGAUGUGGCGGCUGGCCGGAUCCCUGGCUCCGUGGCCUCCGGCAGCAGGGUCAGGCGAGGCACCCAGGUAACGGAUGCCGAGGGCAGCUGGGCCUGGACCGGUCUGGCUCCAGUUGGAGUGGCUGCCCUGGGCUGGACAGCUGUUCGGGGGUUUGCCCCUCAAGGAUGCUCAGCAGUUGCAAGGCGGCAGGGAAGUGCCCACCAGCCCCUUCUGGGUCGCAGGAUGUUUCAGGAGAAGAGUUUCUGUGGGGAAGGGUUCUUGCGCGGGGUUGGGGGAUGCGACCCCCCCCACAUCUAUCCACCAUGGACUUUGCCUGUACUUGGCUUGCCCUGUCUGCCCCCCUUCUCUUUCUCUUUCUCUUUUCCCCGUCUGUCCGUCCUUCAGGCAAAUGACGCCCAGAUGAGACGUGAUGCUGAGAUCUGGGAGAUGCUGUCUCACUGGCGGGCCUCCUCACGCACGGCACCCCCUUCUCCUCCUAAGGAGGGGGGCACCCCCAAGCCCUCACCAGCAGGACUGCGGACUCCCUCUGCUGCCCAGGUGGCCCCUCCCAGCCCUCCUCGCUCUGUCGCUUCCUUGGCCAGGGCUCCUCUGCUCCCCCCUUCUCUAGCUGCAGCUCCCGGCUCACGCCCUCAGGGACAAGGACUCCUCCAGGGACGGUCCCAAGACUCCUCCAGCAAUCUCCUUUCCUCCUCCUCCUCCCAGUACCGCCUCAGGGCAUCUGAGGCUCAAAAGUACUGGUUGCUCUACAAGGGCUUCUCUCUGCUUCCUGAAAACACUUUCUACUGGGAGUUGCCGGAGCCCUUCCGGGGGGACAAGGUUGGCUCCUACGGGGGGCGCCUUCGCUACACCCUUUUCUACAACGCCGGAGGAAGAGGCAGCCUGCUGCCAGAUGCGGACGUGCAGAUCACCGGCAAUGACAUCACUCUGGUGGCCUACCUGUCUGAGCUGCGGCCCCGCGAACGCAAGAGCUUCGAGGUCGUCUUCCGGGAGCAAUACUGGAAGCGGCCAGACGGGCAGCCGGCCACCCGGGAGCACUUGAUGAUGGCCCUGGCGGACCUGGACGAGAUCCUCAUCCGCGCCACUUACUCCACUGACAUGCUGUCGGCUGGCAUCACCGGCGUCAGCAUGGAGUCCGCCGUGCCUACCUACACCAGCCUGCCGCGGGCUCUGGAAGUGGAGGAGUGUCGAUGUCCACCAGGAUACCAGGGUCUCUCUUGCCAGGAUUGUGCAGCUGGCUACACCCGAACGGGCGGAGGGCUCUACCUGGGCCACUGUGCGCUGUGCGAGUGCAAUGGGCACUCGGAUUCCUGCCACCCGGAGACCGGCGCCUGUUCGAACUGCCUCCACCAAGCUGCCGGGGAGUUCUGUGAGCAGUGUGCCCCUGGAUUCUACGGAGACGCCACUGCAGGCACCCCAGAGGACUGCCAGCCGUGUGCUUGUCCACUGCUGGAUCCAGAGAACCAGUUCUCGCGGACGUGUGAGAGCCUGGGGGGCAGAGGCUACCGCUGCACAGCCUGUGAGCCCGGCUACACCGGCCAGUACUGCGAACAGUGUGCUCCGGGCUACACAGGGAACCCCAACGUCCCUGGGCAGAAGUGUGUGCUCUUCGGGGUUCCAGACCAGCCACCCCUCAUCGUACAAGUGCACCCCCCACGGACCGCCGUGUCAGAAGGCAGCGAGGUGAACCUGCGCUGCCACGUCAGCGGGGCUCCGCCCCAUUAUUUCUACUGGUCCCGGGAAGACGGGCGCCCUGUGCCCAGCACCGCCCAGCGCAGACAGCAAGGGGUGGAGCUCCACUUCCCCAGCAUCCAGCCCUCUGAAGCCGGAGUCUACAUUUGCACCUGCCGUAACCCACAGUAUAGCAACACCAGCCGGGCCGAGGUGAUCGUCACAGAGGGCCCCAGCAAGCCCAUCACGGUGACUGUGGAGGAGCAAAGGGUGCAGAGUGUGAAGCCUGGGGGCGACGUCACCUUCGUAUGCACAGCCAAGAGCAAGUCUCCGGCUUACACUCUGGUGUGGACGCGACAGAACAAUGGGAAGCUGCCCAGCCGGGCCAUGGACUUCAACGGCAUCCUCACCAUCCGCAACGUGCAGCCGGAGGACGCCGGCAUCUACGUCUGCACCGGCUCCAACAUGUUUGACAUGGACGAGGGAGUCGCCACUCUCUACGUGCAAGCUCCGUCUAAGACUCAGAUGUUCUAUGGACCCGUAGAAGUGGUGGAAGGCCACAGGCCCUCUGCACCUGCCGUCCACCCAAUGGCCACCAUUGAGCCCUCACAGCUGAGUGUCCAGCCAGGCCAGCCGGCCGAAUUCCGCUGCAUUGUAACGGGAAACCCAGAGCCCACGAUAGAGUGGAUUGGGGGACAAGGGGGCGUCAUCUCCCCAAAGGCUGUUAUCCGGGGUGGGAUCCUGCGCUUCCCAGCAGCGGAGCCCUCUGAUGAGUCCCAGUACUUGUGCCGUGUGCGGAACAGCGCCGGACAGCAUAUGGCCCGUGCCUUCUUACAAGUACACAGUGCUAGCGUUCCCCAAGUGCAGGUGAGCCCGGAACGGACGGAAGUUCAGGAAGGCAGCACCGUCAGGCUGUAUUGCCGGGCAGCCGGCUCUCCUGCUGCCACCAUCACCUGGGAGAAACAAGGAGGCAGCUUGCCCCCACAGGCUGUCUCCGUCUUUGGCUUCUUCCACUUCCAAGGUGACAGCCUGGAGGGUCUCCGGCAACGGAUCCAGGAGCUCCGGCAGUCCCGUGCAGAGAGGACAGACAUCGCCACCUUGGUCAUACCCUCCAUCGCGGCUGCCGAUGGCGGGGUGUACCUGUGCGUGGGGAGCAGCGCAGCGGGAGUCGGCCAGGCGAGAAUCGAGGUGGUGGUCCUUCGAGCUGCAGGCGUUUCCCCGGCAGUGAAGAUCGAAUCAUCUUCAUCUUCAGUCAUCGAAGGGCAGACCUUGGAUCUGAACUGCAUCGUGGCCAGCCAGUCAGCUGCCUCCGUCACAUGGUACAGGCGAGGAGGGGCCUUGCCAGCCAACCACCAGGUCCAUGGUCCUCUUCUGCGGAUCCUGCUAGUUUCUGCCGCUGACUCGGGCGAAUAUGUCUGCCGUGUCAGCAAUGGAGCUGGCCCCAAGGAAGCCUCCAUUAUGGUGACUGUCCAACAGGGGCAUGGAUCCUUGCACGAGACCCCUCCAGUCAGAAUCGAAUCCCCAUCACCUUCUGUCACCGAGGGGCAGGACUUGGACCUGAAUUGCCUUAUUGCCGGCCAUUCGCAGCCCAGGGUCACAUGGUACAAGCGAGGGGGGCCACUCCCAGCUAAUCACCAGAUAUCUGGCUACCACCUGAGGAUUCUUGCAGCCACGGCAGCAGACUCCGGCGAAUACGUGUGUCGGUUGAGCGAUGGCGACAGCGGUGUGGUUCGAGAAGCCUCAAUCGUGGUCACCGUGUACAGCACCUCCCAAACCUCAGGAAUAACCCCUCCACUGAGGAUUGAGUCUUCAUCGCCCUCGGUCGUCGAAGGACAGACCUUGGACCUGAACUGCAUUGUGGCUGGCCAGGCGGACGCCACAGUCACAUGGUACAAGCGAGGCGGGUCCCUGCCAGCCAGUCACCAGAUCUCUGGUUCCCACCUACGCAUCCCACAGGCCUCCAUGGCUGACUCGGGCGAAUACGUCUGCCGUGUCAUCCUGAAUUCCAUCAUCAGGGAAGUCUCUGUCAUUGUCUCCCGUACCGGAUCUGUCCCAUCCACCUUAGGCAUCACUCCCUCCAUGAGGAUCGAGGCCUCGUCGCCUCACGUAGGUGAAGGGCAGACCCUGGAGCUGGACUGUGUCAUUGCCCACCAGGAGCAGGCCAUGGUCACAUGGUACAAGCGUGGGGGCGCCCUGCCAGCUCACCACCAGGCCUUUGGGUCCCGUUUGCGGCUGGUCAAAGUGUCCCCGGUGGAUUCUGGCGAGUACGUUUGCCGCGUCAGCUACGACACUGCCACCCAGGAGGCCUCUGUCUUGGUCACCAUCGGGCAGGGUGGCACAGACUCCUUCCCUGCCGGUGUGACUCCCCCGGUGCGAAUCGAGUCUUCCUCGACCUCUCCCGCUGAGGGUCACACACUGGACCUGAAGUGCAUCAUUGCAGGGCCUGCAUUGCAGGCCAGAGUCACCUGGCACAAGCGAGGAGGGACCCUCCCUGCCAGUCACCAGGUCUCUGGCUCUGUCCUGCGCAUCCCACAGGCCUCCACAGCCGACUCCGGGGAAUACGUUUGCCGCAUCAGCGAUGGCACGGCCAUUCAUGAGGCCUCCCUCAUGGUCACCAUCCAGGGUGGCAAGGGCUCCUCCUUCUCUGUGGGUGUCACCCCUCCAAUACGGAUCGAGACCUCCUCAGCGUCUGUCGUCGAAGGACAGACAGUGGACCUGAACUGCCUGGUGGCGGGUCAGUCGCAGCCAAGGGUCAUGUGGUACAAGCAAGGGGGUGCCCUGCCUCUCAACAGCCAGAUCCAUGGGUCGCGUCUCAGGAUCCUGCAAGCCUCGGCGGCCGACUCGGGCGAAUACAUCUGCUAUGUGAAUGAUGGCACCAGUCCCCUGGAGGCCUCCGUGAUUGUUUCCAUCCCCAGCAGUGGCGGCUCUGCUUUCUCCUCCGGCGUCAUCCCACCGGUGAGGAUUGAGUCUUCAUCCUCGUCCCUUGCAGAGGGACAGACCUUGGAGCUGAACUGCCUCGUUGCUGCCCAGUCACAGCCCAAAGUCACAUGGUUCAAGAGAGGGAGUCCCCUCCCAGACGAUCACCAGGUCUCUGGCACCCGCCUGCGCAUCCCACAGGUCUCCUCCGCCAAUUCUGGAGAGUAUGUCUGCCGUGUCAGCAGCGCUGGGGUCACUCAGGAGGCUGCGCUUGUGGUCACUAUCCAAGACAGUGAGAGCCCUUCCCAUUCUUCAGGUGCUGUUCCCCCUCUGAGGAUCGAGUCAUCGUCACCCUCUGCUGUUGAAGGACAAACCUUGGACCUGAUGUGCAUCGCCCCAGGCCAGCCACAUGCCACGUUCACGUGGUAUCGGCGAGAGGGCCUCCUGCCUGCUGGCCACCGGGUUGCCAAUGCUCAUCUGCGGUUGGUCCAGCUCACCCCAGCCGACUCUGGGGAGUACGUGUGCCGUGUGAGUGGGGGAGCAGCCCCACAAGAGGCUUCCUUCGUGGUCUCUGUCCUGGCCAGUGCCAGUGCCGCUUCCCGCCUCCAAAGCCCCGUUAUCUCCAUCGACCCACACAGCACCGCCGUGCGCAGAGAGGCAGACAUCACCUUCAAGUGCCGGGUCCAUGACGGCGCUCAGCCUGUUGAGAUCACUUGGAAGCUGCCCAACAACCAGCUGCAAGAUAACGUGAAGAUCAGCCCCAAUGGGUCUGUGAUCACCAUCUCCAAAGCGCGCCCUCAAAACCAGGGCGCUUACCGAUGCGUCGCUUCCAACCGCUUCGGGGUCGCCAACAGCGUGGUCAACCUGGUAGUGCAUGGGCCACCUACAGUCUCGGUGAUGCCAAAGGGCCCCGUGGAAGUGAAGGUGGGCAAAUCUAUCAGCCUGGACUGCUUGGGGGCAGGUGAGCCCCAGGCCCUGGUGCGCUGGAGCAAGGUGGGCGUCCGGCAGAAGGUAGAGCACCAGAAGAUGAUGCCGCAGGACAGCCGGGCCGUGCUCCAGAUCUCAUCCGCAAAGCUUGAAGAUGCUGGCACCUAUGUCUGCAUGGCCCAGAACACCCUCGGCACUGCAGAGGCGCAGGUGGAAGUGAGCGUGGAGGCCGUGCACGGGAAACCUGGGGCACCCGAGGUCCACGUGAACCCCACGCAGACGGUAGUGGUUGGGCAGACUGCUCGGCUCCAUUGCUCUGCCACAGGUGACCCUGCUCCUGCCAUCCGCUGGUCCAAGCUGAGGGCCCCCUUGCCCUGGCAGCAUCAGAUUGUCAACGACACCCUCAUCAUCCCCCGGGCGGCCCAGCAGGACUCUGGGCAAUACAUCUGCAAUGCCACCAACUCUGCCGGCUUCACCGAGGCCUUCAUCAUGCUGGAUGUCGAAGCACCACCGUACGCCACCAUCCUUCCAGAUACGGUAUCAGUGCAAGCUGGUGAGCUGGUGCAGCUGCAGUGCCUGGCCCACGGCACACCGCCUCUGCGCUACGAGUGGACCAAGGUCAACGGCAGCCUUCCCAGACAUGCCGUGGUGCGUGAGAGAGUCUUGCAGAUCAGCCCUGCCGCGCCCCAUGAUUCGGGCACGUAUCGCUGCCAUGUCAGCAACAGGGUGGGCUCUGCAGAGGCUCUCGCCCAGGUCCGAGUGCAAGGUCGACCUGGAGGACCUCUGUCCAUCCAGGUCACCCCAUCGAGUGUCACGAAGGCUGUGGGUGGCACAGUGGAGUUUGUGUGCUCCGUCGUUUCUGGAGAGCCCCGGGCACGGAUUGAGUGGUUCAAAGAGGAUGGGGAGCUGCCUCCCCACCACAGCAUCAGCAAUGGAGUGCUUCGGAUCGAGAAAUUGGACCGGGGGUGCCAGGGUGUUUACUCCUGCCGGGUCAGCAGCCCCUCCGGCCAGGCCCAGGAAAGUGCCAGGCUGACUGUCCAGGCGCUGCCCAAGGUGAUGAUCAACAUCCGGACCUCAGUGCAGACAGUGCUGGUGGGCAAUGCCGUGGAGUUUGAGUGCCUGGCCUUCGGGGACCCCAAGCCCCACGUCACCUGGAGCAAGGUGGGCGGGCGGCUGCGCCCAGGAGUGCUGGUGAGCGGCAGCAUGGUGAAGAUCGAGCGGGUGGAGCAGAUGGAUGCCGGGCAGUACCGCUGCACGGCCACCAACGACGUUGGCACGGUUCAGUCCCAGGUCAUCCUGCAUGUCCAGUCUGUGCCCCACAUUGCAGCCCAGCCAGAAGUGAAAGAGGUCUCUGUGGGGUCCGUGGUGGUCUUUCCUUGUUUGGCCUCCGGGUUCCCCGUGCCGGAUAUCACCUGGACCAAGCUGGAAGGAGACCUCCCGAAGGAUGUCCGCAUGGAGAGCAACAUUCUGACCAUCCCUUCCGCCCGCCCAGAAGACACCGGCAUUUACGUCUGUACAGCGUCCAACCGGCAAGGGAAGGUGACGGCUUUCUCCAUGCUCAAAGUGCGAGAGCGGGUGGUGCCAUAUUUUACCCAGAAUCCUCAGUCUUACCUUGUCCUGCCAACCAUGAAAGACGCCUACAAGACGUUUGCGAUAGAGAUCACCUUCCGGCCUGACGUGCCUGAUGCUCUCAUGCUUUACUCAGGGAUGCUGGUGUACAAUGGCCAGAAGAAGAAUACAGGCACCGACUUCGUGUCCUUUGGACUGGUGGGGGGCCGGCCGGAGCUCAGGUUCGACGCCGGGUCUGGCAUGGCCACCAUCCGCCACCCUUCGCUCAUCAAGCUCGGCGAGUUCCAUACCAUCCGGCUGUACCGCAACCUCACGCAGGGCUCCCUUGUUUUGGACAAUCACACCCCUGUGAACGGUACAUCCCAGGGCAAAUUCCAAGGUCUGGACCUCAACGAGGGGCUGUACCUGGGCGGGUAUCCCAACUAUGCAGCUGUUGCAAAAACAGGCCUCAGCAGUGGCUUCAUUGGAUGCGUCCGGCAGCUGAUCAUUCAAGGAAAGGAGGUGAUCUUCAAAGAUCUUGACCUGCAAGCUCACGGCGUCUCAAACUGCCCCACGUGCCAGGACCGGCCGUGCCAGAACGGAGGUGUCUGCAGGGACUCGGAGAGUAGCAGCUACGUGUGUGAGUGCCCGCAGGGAUUUGCCGGGAGCAACUGUGAACACCCCCAGGCCUUGCGCUGUCACCCAGAGGCCUGUGGUCCGGAUGCCACCUGUAUUAACAGACCCACUGGGCAAGGCUAUACUUGCCGCUGCCUCCUGGGGAAAUACGGAGAGAAGUGUAUGGAAGGCGUCACCGUGACCACACCCUACUUUCACGGGGGCGAUGCCUUCAUUUCUUACCCACCCAUCACCAACAUCCACUACGAGCUGCGUGUGGACAUUGAAAUCAAGCCACUGUCCCCUGAUGGCCUCAUCCUCUUCAGUGGGGGCGACGGUUCCCCCGUGGCAGACUUUGUCUCACUCAACAUGGUCCACGGGCACUUGGAGUUCCGCUAUGAGCUGGGAUCAGGCACAGCCAUCCUUCAGAGCACAAAGCCCCUAGAGCUGGAACAGUGGCACAAAAUCACAGCAGAGCGCCUGAACAAAGACGGCACUUUGCAGGUGAACGAUGAGCGGCCCAUCAAGAGGUCCUCGCCUGGGAAAAGCCAGGGUCUAAAUCUCCGCACUUCCAUGUACCUGGGUGGUGUGGACGACAUCAUCAAACUGCCAGCAGCUGUCAACAUCUCUAGUCACUUCUACGGAUGCAUCGGGGAGGUUUCAAUCAAUGGGAAGAAGGUGGACAUUUCAUACAGCUUCCUGGAGAGCCGCGGCAUCUCGCAGUGUUUUGACAGCUCCCCUUGUGACCGCAGGCCCUGCCAGCAUGGCGGCAAGUGCCUGCUGACUGGCGAGUAUGAAUUCCAGUGCUUGUGUCUGGACGGCUACAAAGGGGAGCAUUGCGAGGUGUCUGAAGUCCACUGCCAGCUCCAGCAUCCCUGCCUCAAUGGGGGCACGUGUAAAGACACAGCAUGCAUGUGCCCCCCGGGCUUCCUGGGAUUAUACUGCGAACAUGAUGCAUCACAGCACCAGUCGAGUGCCGAGUGGACUCACGAGGGCAGCGGGGGAAAUGAUGCCCCUGGCCAGUACGGCGCCUACUUCCACGAUGGUGGCUAUGUGGCCCUUCCACACCACGGUUUCCCCAGGAGCUCCCCUGAUGCACCGGAGACCAUUGAGCUGGAAGUGCGCACCAACUCCCAAAGUGGGCUUCUCCUCUGGCAGGGCGUGGCAACCAGGGAGGCAGGCCUUGAGCAGCAUGUUGCUAAAGAGGAGGAAGGAGAAAGCGGGAAAGCAAAGGACUUCCUCAGCCUUGGUCUGAAGGAUGGGCACCUGGUGUUCAGUUACCAGCUAGGAAGUGGGGAGGCGAACAUCCUGUCUGAGGACCCAGUCGAUGAUGGCGAGUGGCACAGAGUGACAGCUAUCCGGGAAGGGAAAAGAGGCUUCCUUCAAGUGGAUGGCGAUGAGAUGAUAACUGGAGAAUCUCCCGGCAGGAACGUCAUGGUGAACACCAAAGGUCGCAUUUAUAUAGGAGGAGCACCCAACAUCAACACCCUGACGGCAGGAAAGUACAUCUCAGGAAUUACAGGGUGCAUCAAAAACGUGGUGCUUAUCAACGACAGGCCCGGCCAGCAGCCCCAGCAGCCAAUUGACCUGCACCACCACUCAGAGGCAGGCCUCAACAUCCAGGAGUGCACCUCAUAGGCCAGGCCCGCCUCUUAAACACACUCCUUGUGAUUUAUUUUGCCCAUCAGGCCAAUUGAGAGACAUCUAUUAUUGUUAUUUUAUUGUUAUUAUUAUUAAUAAUUUUUUAAAGAAACACACACACACACACGGUGCUUUGCUGCUACCAAAAAAGCGGGGGAGGACUGGGAGGGAGUUGGUUUGUGAAGGGGUUUUGUGUGUGUGUGUGACAGACCAAUGGGGCCACUUAUGGCCUGCCCUGCCCUGCCCUGCCCCCCCAAGCCUUUCCCAGCCCUCGCAAAGAAGGACAGAGAGUGACGGCAGAGCAGACACUUAACAACUGGACAGCUGCAUCCAUGGGAGAGGGACUUGGGAUGGGUGCUGUGCCCAAGAGUUCUUCCAGGAAUGCCGGAAGAGAGGAAGAGUACUUUGGAUGCACAUGCCAGGCGGGGGUGGGGGGGGUGUUGACUGCAGUCUCUCGCCUUGCGCCAUGAAGGGUGAAGAUGCAUAUUUGAGGCCAAGGGGUGGGUGAGGUGACCCCAUGGCUUCUCUGCUUCAGCUGCUGGGCUGGGCCAGGCAAGUUGUGACCAGAUACCACCACCACCACUGCCCCCUCCCACUUGCAGGGGGGAAGGGAUUCUUCUGCUGGGGGGAAGGAGGAAGGGCCCCCACUCCUUCCCAGCAUCCACCAUUCUAGCCAGGUUAGGGUUAAUAGGAGUGGGGUGUGUGGGAGGUCUCUUGCCCUUGACCCCAGCUGCAGCGAGGCUUCUCAGCUAGAUGAAGUCUGAGCUUCCUGUGUUUUCUAGCGAUGACCCAUCCUUGCCCCACGUGAGAUUAUGUGGUGUUGGGUUUAAACCCCCCCCCUUAUCUGGACUCUGAGAUUAGGGCUAGGCUGGGCUGGUUCUGAGUGUCCUCCCCUCCGCCCUUUAUACCUCCAUGCCCCCCCGUUCCUUGACACAGCGAGCGCCAAGCGCUGCCUGAUGCAGGUAAAAGCCACAAGCCUGCAUUUGGCGUUGCCCUGUGCGCUCCGGCUGGGACUGAGAGCAGGAGGGCCCCCCACCAAGGAGGCCCCAAAAGUGCCUGAAGAGCCACAAGGCAGAGAUGGGCCUCGCUGCUCCCAAGCCUUUUGGUGCCUUUGCAAGGAUGGGGCCUCUAAUGGAUCCCCUCCCUCUUUUGCAGCCUAGUUGUAGCCAGCCAACCACUCCUGGUCCCAGGGUCUGGCAGGGCUAGGUAAGGAGAGGCAGCUGGACCCACACUCCGGUUGGAGCCUUAUCCCCCCCCCCCCACUGCCUGGCAAGUGCGCACAUGUGUCUCCCUCAUCAGCAUUUCAGAGGAUCAGUCUGCUCCUUUUCAUGGAUGGGUGUGGGAACAGUGUGUGGUAGUGUCUGCUUAGAAGGGGAGCUGCUGCAAAUGGGCUUGCCCCUCCAUCCCUCCCCACACAGCAGCUCCGACCUGCCUUCUGUGCCACGGGAGCCGGAGUGCAGGAGUUCCCAUCCAGCGUCUGAAGGAAGGCAGUUCUUCAGCAGGUGCCAAAAAGAGGCAGAAGGAACUGAUCACAGCUGGGGAAAGUGGGAUUCUAUGGCCUUCUCCCAGUCGCCCCGUGUUGCCCCUACAGCCAGUGAUGCUGCUACCGCCAAGCCGACAAUGGGGGCCUGAGCUUCUGGCCUCCUAGGAUUCCACUCCAGCUGGGCUUCCACAUUCCUUAAUUGUGUGGCUGGCUUCGGUUUGGCCUGGGUGAGCCUUUGUGGCCAGUGUCUGUGACUCCUGUGCCUUCCCACUUUCUUCUAGAACCAGAAUUGUACUGCCUGGGAGGCACUGCAGUGCUCAUGAUGCUCCAGAACUUGUUCCUGCCUUUGCUUCCCUGCCUUGCCCCCCCAUUUGCUCUUUCUUUCUUAAAUAAAUGGUGCUGAACCCCAA
Messenger RNA from Rhineura floridana, 16220 nucleotides. RefSeq names its product heparan sulfate proteoglycan 2 (gene HSPG2). Gene Ontology annotation, molecular function: calcium ion binding; cell adhesion molecule binding. Gene Ontology annotation, cellular component: cell-cell junction. Gene Ontology annotation, biological process: cell-cell adhesion. The transcript is spliced from 105 exons. The coding region runs from base 303 to 14324 and encodes 4673 amino acids. The record is from RefSeq and is a predicted model, not a curated record. Lineage: Eukaryota; Metazoa; Chordata; Lepidosauria; Squamata; Rhineuridae.